AUGGACUCGGAGACUUCGAACGCCGAGCGUACGGUUCGAUACCUGUACGAGGAAAAACAGAAACAAAUUGAACGUGGUGAGACCGAUAAAAAAAUGUCGUGCCGGUGGUUUCUUGAUCGAUCGUUUUACUGCGUCACGCCUGGGAAUCAGAUAGAGCAUUUCUAUCGAUAUGGACAAGUAGAUGAGUGCAAAUUUACAUGGAAGAACAUGUACUUAUGUUAUCGGUCGACUUUGAUGGACGAGAAGAAACGUCAGGACUUUCUCAAGGACACGCCCUUAGACUCGUCCAAGUGUCCGCACAUCACGGAUGUGUGGGAGACGAAGGAAGUACCUGGCUGGUAG
Messenger RNA from Peronospora farinosa, 342 nucleotides. The record is from the annotation of a GenBank genome assembly. Lineage: Eukaryota; Oomycota; Peronosporomycetes; Peronosporales; Peronosporaceae.